Vigna unguiculata (cowpea) is the source of this 1604-nucleotide messenger RNA. Its product is annotated as receptor-like protein 57. The record is from RefSeq and is a predicted model, not a curated record. Lineage: Eukaryota; Viridiplantae; Streptophyta; Magnoliopsida; Fabales; Fabaceae. Gene Ontology annotation, molecular function: protein binding.
AGAAGUACAGGGUUUGAUUGUUAAAGAGAAGAGAAUAAGAAAGGAGGUAUGAUAUGAAGGGGGAAGUGCAGUUAGUAGUAGUGUGGAAAUGAGAGUGGCGUGGAAAUAGAAAAAGGUGGUGAUGGAAAAAGUCAAUAAUGUCCUUGGCGUAUUGUCGCUGUCUUAGGCCUCAUAUUUGCAGGUCAUCGCCCCCCCACAAACUCUAAUCGGAAAGGUCCCACACAGACAACAAACCCUUUCAUUUUCCUCUCUCCAUCAACUCACUUCACCUUCCUCACACUCACACGCACGCGCUCCAGUCACCAUUUUUCAAACUCUCACUUUGGCCUAAGACAACAAUAACAACAUCAAAAAAUCCGACAUCUCUCGCUUUCCCAACUUUGCCCUGUUUCUUUUGGAUACAGGGAACCCUUAAAUACUCUCUCUCUCUACUUUUCACUCUUCAUAUGUUUCUUAAUUACUUCCGCUUGGAUGAAUCUUGAUCUCUGUCUCCACCACUCUCCUCCCACAAGGUAAGCAAUAACAGGGAUUUUAUCAGAUAAUGGAUGUGGGGUGCGUGCUGUUACUGUGCUGCCUGACUUUGAUUCCGGGGAUUUUAUCAGAUCCAAGCGACGAGGCAUGUCUCACGCACCUCAGCAGGUCCUUGCAAGAUUCCCCCAGCCUGCCCCAUAACUGGAAGGAAGAGAACUAUGCCAAGCCCUGCAACGAUUCCACCUCCAUUCUCCAGGGUGCCAUCUGCAACAAUGGCCGCAUUUACAAGCUCUCUCUCAACAACCUCUCGCUCAGGGGCACCAUAUCCCCAUUCCUCUCCAACUGUACCAAUCUCCAAGCUCUUGACCUCUCUUCCAACUCCCUCACCGGUCCAAUCCCGCCGGAGCUCCUGUCCCUCGUCAACCUCGCCGUUCUCAACCUCUCGUCCAACCGUCUGGAAGGGGAUAUCCCCCCGCAGCUCGCAUAUUGCGCCUAUCUCAACAUCAUCGACCUCCACGAUAAUUUGCUUACCGGGCCUAUUCCCCAGCAAUUUGGCCUGCUGGCUCGUCUUUCCGCCUUCGACGUGUCCAAUAACCGGUUGACCGGGCCCAUCCCCGUCUCCCUAUCGAACCGGAGCGGGAACCUGCCCAGAUUCAACGCCAGCUCCUUCCUGGGGAAUAAGGAUCUCUACGGUUACCCGUUGCCGCCGCUUAGGAAUAGGGGGUUGUCCAUUUUGGCCAUUGUUGGGAUUGGCCUGGGGAGUGGCCUCGCCAGUUUGGUACUUAGCUUCACCGGGGUUUGUGUCUGGUUAAAAAUUACCGAGCGCAAGAUGGCGCUGGAGGAAGGCAAAAUCAGCCACCUUAUGCCUGAUUAUUGAACAUUAAUCACAAAUUACAAUACUUUCAAAUAUUCCAACCUAUCUCUCAUUCAACUGCAUCCAAAAAAAAAAAUAGUGCCCGUACCAGGUACUCUUUUUUUUUUUUCUUUUGUUUAUAAAAGCGAGGUUGGGUGUGGGCUACCCCUAAUUUCUUCGUACUUAUGGGUGGUUCAGAUCAUUGUCUCUUAUCGAUCACGGGGACAUAUUUUAUUUUAUAGUAAUUUAUAAAUUUAUAAUCUCUCUCUCCUUUUUUUUU